Stegastes partitus (bicolor damselfish) is the source of this 2703-nucleotide messenger RNA. It is a transcript of the gene rab27a, whose product is annotated as RAB27A, member RAS oncogene family. Lineage: Eukaryota; Metazoa; Chordata; Actinopteri; Pomacentridae. The transcript is spliced from 6 exons. Gene Ontology annotation, molecular function: GTPase activity; GTP binding. The coding region runs from base 228 to 890 and encodes 220 amino acids. The record is from RefSeq and is a predicted model, not a curated record.
GUGGGAGGAGCUGUUUCUCAGCAGCCGCCACCUCUCCGACACUCAUGAAGCUGCUCUCAUGUCAACCAAAGGGCCAGCGGCGACGGAGAAACUAAAGUCCUCGUUUGUUCACCUCCUGUGAAGUUUUCAUCUGUCACUUGAGCUACUUUUUUUUUUUUUUUUUUUUACAGAAGACGACACAGCGGGAAGCAGCAGCGACGCCCCGGGGCUGAAAUUAAGGACUCACUAUGUCUGAUGGGGAAUACGAUUACCUCAUCAAAUUCCUAGCGCUCGGUGACUCCGGCGUGGGAAAAACAAGCUUCUUAUACCAGUACACAGAUGGCAAGUUUAACUCCAAGUUCAUCACUACAGUUGGAAUAGACUUCAGAGAAAAGAGAGUGGUAUACAAAUCAACAAGUCCAGAUGGAUCUUCAGCCAGAGGACAGAAGAUCCACAUGCAGCUGUGGGACACUGCAGGACAGGAGAGGUUUCGAAGUUUGACGACCGCUUUCUUUAGAGAUGCGAUGGGGUUCAUCCUCCUGUUUGACCUCACAAACGAGCAAAGUUUCCUAAACAUCAGAAACUGGAUGAGUCAGUUACAGAUUCACGCAUACUGCGAAAACCCAGACGUCGUUCUGUGCGGCAACAAAUGUGACCUGGCAGAUCAGAGGGCAGUCAGUGAAGAUGAGGCCCGUGAGCUGGCAGAGAAAUAUGGAAUCCCAUACUUUGAGACGAGCGCUGCAAACGGACAGAACGUCAGCCAUGCAGUGGACGUCCUGCUGGAUCUUAUCAUGAAGAGGAUGGAACGAUGCGUCGACAAGUCCUGGAUCCCCGACAGGACUGUCCGAGCCAACGGACCCAUGGACCCGGACACGUCAGAGGGCGCUGAUAGAGGCAAAUGUGCAUGUUAGAAAGAUUUUAGUCGCACAUGUGCGUUCGUAAUAUUGGUGGAAAAGUAGGCAGACAUCCAAGUAUAACAAAGUGGGAGCUUGUAUAGUAAAUCCUGUGUUAGGUUAAACUUAACAUUAUUUGUGCCUUUUGCCCCACAAACCAGCGUAAUACAGAUUUACAGUUUGUCAGUUCUAAGUUAAAUGCCUUUUGAAUUUGGGCAUUUCAUUUCAAUUUGUUCUCUUUUGAAUCAUUAAUUUGUUCUGGUCGUGAGUUUGGGUUAUUUAUUUCGUAGCUUAAAUAAUCAGUUGAGUAUGCUGAUCAUAUUUUCAGGUGUAAACGUUGGCCUCCACAUCACAGAGACGUGAGCUGCCGAACGCUAUAAAUAUACUGUUAAUACUCUUAACCUGCUGUAAAGAAAGAAAUUGGCUGUGGAUGUGCUUUUAGGAACCUUUAGGUCACUGGUUACGUCCUACUGAUGCUGUGCUGAACGUCCUGCUGAAUAUCUCAACGAAGCCACCGCCAGCCAAGUUGUAGCUCACAGUGACUGUCCAACGGCAGUCAGGUGGACAGUUUUCUUCUCUAAAUCUUUUUGCUUGUUUGCUGUUUUUGAUUAAAUGAUCUACACUUUGUUAUGUGCGGUUUUAACCUGAAAAUACAAAAAACAGAAUGUGCUCAGUAAUGUAAUAAUAUAAAUAGGUAUGUCAUAGAAAGCAAGAGUAGAAACAGAGCAACAACUCAGGAACCCUGUUAGUCCCAGUAAUUUAUCCUGCCUUGUAAAAGAGAAAUGCAAAAAAAUUUAUAAAUAAAUAAAGACUUGAUGUGGAUAUUUCAACCAUUUGGCCAUCACACCAUCAAAAAAUAGAAUUGGCAAAUUAUUUUGGAGGGGCAACUUGGAGAUUAGAAGCUGCCGAAAAAGUUUUUCCUGCCUGGCUGUUGAUUAAAUAAACACAAAUGUUGUGUGAGUGUUGUGCUGAAUGACAACUAUUCAGGUUGCAGAGUUUAAAUUUCUUCUGCAGAAAAACUUCAAAAGAGUUUCAUGACUCUUUUUAUUUUGCACCUUCCCAUAAUCAAACAAGUAACUUCAGGCAAAGUACAUUUUUUCAUGAUAAGAACAGUUUUAUAGUAUUAAAGAUUUCUCCCUUAAAAUCAACAAAUGAUUGUUUGUUAUUUCAGGGUUUCCGAGGGUUUUAUAGUUGAUAUUCAUAACAAAUUAAUAUUGCAUUUUAUCAGAUGAAACAACAUUCAGGGGAAAAGAGCAGAAAUGUUAUUUUAUGCAGCAAAUGUCAUAAAUGUAUUAAGUGUGGCUGUUUUUAAUGAAUCGAAUGUGAGAUGCAUGAAGAUCUUAGUGGCUCACUGCCUGUUUUCAGGUGCUGGAUGUGAUUGCUAGAGGACUGCGCUGUUGCUGAAUUCUCAGAAAUAUCAGUGGGUUGUUGAAUGUGAUGAUUUUUGAAAGCUAAUAAGGCUUGAUGCUGUAUUAACGAGUUUUACAAAUAAGAUAAUAAAAUGGGGCCUCCAUUUCAGUUUGCCCUCUUUAGGUGUUCUUUAGAUCAGUUUAUAAUACUGCUGAUGUUUUAUAGAAACACACGAAACACUGAAAGUACACUGUAUUUAACUGUUUUACACACAAAUCCACACUUGUAUUACACUGCCAUUCUCUCCUGUGUACAAGGGGGGAUGUGACGUUUGAGCUAAGACACAUAAUUAAGUUUUUAGCCCACAAAUUUAAAUAUUGAUGAUCAUAUUAGUAGGACUACACCGAAACAAUGUUGUCAAUUGUGCCAUACUUUCAUAUGUGUACAUUUUGUCCAAAAAAUAAACAUUUGUAUUUAUGUA